Paralichthys olivaceus (Japanese flounder) is the source of this 6530-nucleotide messenger RNA. RefSeq names its product sperm associated antigen 17 (gene spag17). NCBI's taxonomy places the organism in Eukaryota, Metazoa, Chordata, Actinopteri, Pleuronectiformes, Paralichthyidae. Gene Ontology annotation, cellular component: axonemal central apparatus. Gene Ontology annotation, biological process: epithelial cilium movement involved in extracellular fluid movement; axonemal central apparatus assembly. The record is from RefSeq and is a predicted model, not a curated record.
CAGUGGCAACACAGACAGCGGGCCACAGAAACUUUUCUCUAAAUGUGUUUUUGAUUCGGUGUCUGUGACUGUGAGCGUCUGUGACUGUCUGUGUUCUCUGUAGUUCGCACUCACUGACAGGGAAUGCCUCCUAAGGUGAGUAAGAAGGGCUCAGCGAAGAAGCUCGACACAGCAGCGGUGGCCAACAGGAACUGGGAGGCUGGCCUCACCGGGGCGCCCUUCGAAGAGGACUCAUGGCGGGCCUGUGUGUGCUUGGUGGUCGGGAGAAGUCUUGAGGAUGAGGAGCUGGUCCAGGCUCUGGCCGUGCAGAGACCUCAACGCAAACUGUUCACCCUGUUGACUCUGGACAGCACCAUUGCAAAGAUCCAUGAAUUGGGGAAUCCAAAAACAAAAAAACCUGAUGAUGUCCCCAUGUUCUAUGAGGUUACAGAGUCUGCCAAGGUGCAGUUGGAUGCAGGAGAAGAGAUUUCCUGUGACCUGAUGGCAAAAAUACUGAAAUUCCAGCUGCUUGAGGUCAAAACAAAUGAUCAGAAGAGGAGGGCGGCUGAGCAGGCUUCGGACGAGAGGGCAAAGGCCUGUUCACCCCCUGUCAACAAGGUCUCUGACAAAAAGGAAAAGGGUCUGCCGUCCAAGGAGAAGAAAACCAAACUCAAACGCAGGGAUGAUGGGCCACUUAUAUUCAUAGAUGAUGAGCCUGACGAUGGUCCUCAGCACUACAUCCUGGUGCUGGGUUUCCACCAGCCCCACCUGAUCGCGGUCCUUGAUGCCAUUGGUGUACAUGUAGCCAAUGUCAUCAAGCUGUGUUCAGAGGAGGAACAACACACCUCUGAGUGCAACGAGCAGAGUCAGAGAACAUCUCCAGUGUUGGAUGCAGACUCGUCUAGCAUGGAGCGGGCUGCACGGGCCAGUAGACUGGAUCUUUUCUGGUCAGGCCUGAGACCAGUUUUGGACAGCGCACCUCUCGACUCCAAGCUUCACAAUGUGGCUCAGCUCAGCUACACUGUUCCAGAUCUGUUACCGACGAUCCAGCCACAGGAGUCUGUGCUGGAGUUGGGAGGUCGAGUCUUUGACAGUGUUGCCAAUCUCAUCUAUGACUGUUUGGACUGGCGCAGGCAGCAUCAGCACUACCGAGACAACAUCAAGCUCAUCAGUGUACCCACUGUUGUUGGGUUGGAUUUUCCACCUAAACAGGAUGUACCAACCCUUCCCCCCAUGACUCCACACUCCAAGAAGAAGACAUUGCAGGAGGAAAGCCCACCAGACCAAGAGACCAAACUGCCUCCUCUCUCUACAGAUGUGGACAUGCGUUAUUAUAGCGACCUACUGAACCUGGUUCCACCCGAAGCUUGCUCAGUGCCCCUGAUCUUGCACUGUAUGCUAGAGCAGGUGGUGUUGUCCUCUGAGCAAUGUGACCUAACAAAAUCCUGCAUGGCGGAGAAGCACAAACCCAGUGAUGGUUCCUGGUUGGACAGUGAGCUGGUCGACUACAUGCUCCAGAGCUUCCUGCCUCUGGUGCACACAGAAGAGGACAGAAGCCACAUGUUAGACAGCUUAGUGACGGUGGUACAGAGCGACAAAGACAAGGAGAGACUAGUGGAGAAGUUUGGAGCAGAGGAGACUCAGAAGAAGUCAGAUCACCCUUUGGUUAUCAGACACCACGAUGAGAGGGCACUGCGCUUGAGGGACAUCAGUACUGUGAAGGGUUUUGAUCCCGCUGCGGUGGAGUUGUCCAUGAUAAAGUUGUCUCCAGUUAUGGAACUUAUCCAUUCUGUGUCUGAUCUGAGAAAGAGCAGCUCCUGCUGGAUGGCCGCCAAACAGCAGCUGCAACACUACUGCACAGAUGAUGUUGUGUCAUGGCCCCAGGUGGAGCGUCUGCUUCAUCAGAGUGUGUUUGAAACUAUGCCACUGACCAGGCAUGACCAAAAUAACGUACUACAGAAAGCUGCAGGACCACAGGGAACACUGGAACCAGCACAGCAGCAGCAGACACCCACAAUAAUCCCCUGGGACAACCCACACUCAUACGCUGAACAGCACCUUCAAAAACUAAAGACUAAAGGCCCAACAUUUCUCACUGAGGACCCUGGUAAAACAGAGCAGUUCAGUGAGAGAGUGUGUCACCAUCUGGAGCUAUCUGACAUUCAGAGCUGUAGGCAGAGGUCUCUGCUUGACUGGCAUUACGCUGAACACCACGACACUUCAGUCUUCCCCCAGGUACUGCAGGUAGCAUCAGAGGAAUACUGCUACCUUGACACCUUCAGAGGAAGCCACAACAACAUCCUGUACAUUUUUUGCCACAAUCCCAGAAAUCCCUAUUACCAUUGCAAGGAAUCCUGGGAUGUAGCACUUCACACUGAUGUCAAGUUCAGGAAGUAUCUGGAACAUGUUGCUGAUAUCAUAUCAGAUUGGACAAGAGAGGAGGAAUUAAAGAGAGAAGCAAUUCAACACAGCUGUGAUGAGUCUCCAAAAGAUGAAAAGGUUACAGAUUCUGCAGAGGAGGAGGACACAUUGGAGCCUGUCAUCAGAAAAGACUCUCUUAAAGCCUGGAAGUUGGAGCAGGAGCGGCUGAAGGAGGAGGAGAUGGCCAAGAAAUCAAAGAGGGAGAAUACACCGAAAAUCAAGCAGCAGAAGGAGGAGGCCAAGUUGACGGACAACAAGAAUAAUAAAACUUUGUCUGGUGGCAAGAUGAGAAAAGGUGAGACAGCAGGCAGCUCAGUUAGGACCCCCACAGAGUCCUUCAUUACCACAGUGACCCCUGGGGAGGAAAACAAGGAGCUGCAUCAGGCGGAGGAACACUUAAAUGGCUUCACAGGUUACAGCAUGGAUGGGAAGUUGAUCCAUGUGUCAGGUCGUCUUCAGCACCUUUUCCCCUCAGAUGGAGGACACAUCACUGUGGAGAAUAUCAACUAUGUUGAAGGUUCCUGCCUAAUGAAACUGGCUGUGAAUACGGAUGGACAUGAUUUCUACACACACAUCAACCAGGCUGUUAUUCAUCCUGCAAGGCCUCCAGCUCAGCCCCAAAACAAAGAAACCUGUGACAAAAAAUACGAUCGUAAAGUCUCAGAGCCUGUGGAGGAGAAAAGACUGAAGCAGGGCUCCUUUACAGCAGUGCUAAACAACGGAGUUCGCCUCUCAUACAGUUUCUAUGGCUCCACAGGAGAAUGCCGAGUGAAUACUCACGAAGCAGAAGGGGACAUCACAGACAACACCACCCUUGUCCCUUCCCCUCUCUCUUCCUCCACCCAGGACUCCAAGAGAACAGACAUGGAUUCAGUUCCUUUUAAUAAACAAAUCCCAUCCAGCCAGUACAGACCUCAAGAAUCCCAGUCCAAGUUGUGUGAAGGUCAGCCAGCACGGCCAUCAAGUCCAUUCAACAGUGUCAACCUGUCUGUUCCUAACGGCCUCCUGCUGCAGUUUCUGAGAGAGGAUACACAAGAAGAGGACUCAGAGGUGCUGGUGAGACAGAGCUUUCCUCUCCAUGGCAGGGGAGAGGUGAGGCAGCUUCUGGACCCCUCCCUCUCCAAGGAACUGUCCCGCAUUGUCACCAGCCAGGGAGCUGUGAUCCGUUUCAUGAGAGAUGGGUCCACAAAGGUGCUGUUUGCAGAUGGGUCAGUCAGUUCCAGCCGGGAUGGUGGUCCAGUGUGGGCGUCUGAGUCUGAGGUCGAGGAGGAAAACACUGAGGACAACAUGAAAGAACAGAGCACAGAAAAGACGGCUGAUGCUCAGAGAGGCUGUUGGUUAACUACGACUCCCUCUGGGGCUCACAUCUGCACAGUGGGGACCACACACAAACACUUACCCACCACCCCUCUUCUGGCCUUCAAGGCUACAGACCCCAUAACCCAUGAGGUGAUGCUGAGCAGGGAGGAUCUGGUGGUUUCUGUCCAGAACCCAGAUGGCUCUUUAAGUGUGGAACAUGCAGAUGGAACCCGGAUCACCAGUCUCCACCAAGAAAGACCACCAAACACAGGGGAACAGCGAGAGAGUGUGACUCUUAACGUCUCUUCAGAAUGCGUAUGCAGCUGCACCGAGUGUGUGUGUGUCACAUGCUGCGCAGACAGCAUCAAUGAGGAUAUGUACAGUCGGGAUACUUGCAACACUGGAGACAAGAAAAACAGGGACAAUGCAGGGAAAACAUGUGGCAAGGAGAAAGAUCGUACAAAGUUGAUAGCGUGUGAGCAUGUUUGCGAUGAAAGUGAGUGUGAUGAAAAUGCAUUGUGUACGAAUGGUGUGGAGAGUGUGUUUGCAAAAGAGAUUGGUGAGACAAGUGCAUGUGGCGUGUCGACCAAAGAGAGAGUGAUGCUGGUGGAGAAGGAGGGCUGCGCUACAGUGGUGAUGUAUCCAGAGAGACACACGGCUCACGUCUUUUUGGCUGAUGGAACUGUCAUCACUGGGAACAACCUAGGAGCCUAUCAGGUGUUCCCAUCUAGCGUGGGGCUCCUGCAGAUCCAAAGUGACGGCAAGUGUGUAUACUCCUCUGACCCACUUGUAACCCCCAGUCCGAUGGGGGAUACUCCCACAAACCAACCAGGAAGCUACACCAUGAGUCACACAGACAAAGUGGCCUGUGAUAUUACAGACACUGAUGGGAACCACUUCCAGGUGAUGGAGGAUGGGCAGGUAUCAGUGCUAAACGUCAGUCCCACUCCAAGCACACCGAAACAUGACGAGGAAGAGCUGGAGGAGGAAGAGGAAGACAGAGAAGUGUCCAGGCCCCAUGAAAAAUAUGGAGAACAUUGUCCUAGGCUGUUUCUGGUACAUGAGGACGGCUCAGGUACUGAACUGCUGCGCUCUCAAACUGUGGAGAAGCUGCUCCAUCAGGCGUACUCUGACCCUACCAUAGCAGUGCGGAAGGAACCACUGCCGGACACACAAGAUGAAUUUGGUAUUACCAUCCUAAAGCCCAGUCACCAGAGUGUGUGGUCCCAGUGGAUCCUAGGGAAACAGAACCCUGACAUAACCCCUCCCAACCUCAGAAACCGCAGCUGGCAUGACUUCCCUAGUAUAGAGAAGAAAAGCGCAGGUCCUGCGUUUGGUACCAACAUGGGACGAGGUCUGACUCUGAGAGAGCGUUCUGGUGGUUCUGCAGAACAGCACCAACCUGUCAGGAGCUGCCCUAAAGUACUGGAGAUGAGGGAACUGUACCAGCACCAACCAUUUACCACAUUGCUUAAAAAUACUAUAGAUACACGACUGAAGGAAUACAUCGAGAGCUUGAUGGAGAGGAGGCAGCGAUCAGAGGCCAUGAAGGUUAAAGACCCUCGCACCAAUAAGGAGAGUGUCCAUGCCAGUGAUCUGCUCAAUCUGGUCCUGUCUUUCACAGAGGAAGAGGAUACAAAUCCCACCUUUUUGAAGAGGACUUCAGUGGACAUUGGCAGUCUUUACAGCCAAGGUAUUGGAGCUCAAGAUGAACAGCGAGAUAUUUCCAAAAACACAAGCUCAGCAGAUAGUGUCAGUUUUGUUAAUGUGAAGGAGUCAAAAUGGAAUGAAAGACUUGCACAAUACAGACAGGAGGUGUGUGAGGAGAAGGCUUGGAGAGCAGCUUUGAGAAUGGAGAGCAUUGUUCCUUAUUUCCACCUAGAAAAUAUUCCAUUGUACCAGAAUCUGCUGCAGAACCAAGCACCAGACAUGAAGAGUCUCUCCAUGGAUCUUCCUCCAAUCCCUAAGUCAGACAGUGCUGGGGCCUUUCUGAAAGAUGCUCCACAAGAGAACACCCCACGACCUUUAAACCCAACACCUUCUCAGUCUGCAAGUCGUGCAGCAGGAAGUGACGGGAUGCCAGUGAGGAGACCCACUAACCCCACACCUCAGACUGCUGGUGAAAGCAGUCAGAGGGCUUCAUCUGGGCCACAUAAGUCUGUCCAGGUGGAUGUGACUGGAAAGCCCAGAGGGACUAAAGUCAGACUACCGACCUCUAUCCUCAUAUCUAAACCCUGCAGUGAGCCAAGUCAACAGUUCCAGCUCCUCCCAUCCACCAUCGACUUCGGUACAGUGCAGAAGGGCACCAUGUCGGUCAUCACUGUGGAGAUGAAGAACGUGGGUGUUGACACCUGCAGGUUUCACGUGAAACAGCCUCAUCCUGCCACAGGCCUCUGUGUCAUCUACAAUCCUGGGCCUGUGGCUGCUGGGCAGCAGGUGGAACUGCAGGUUCAGCUGUUUACUGUGUGUACAGCCCAAGCAGGAGAGGUAGAGGCAAAAAAAAACAUCUCCCAGGAUAUUAUCAUCCGCACUGAGACAGACAUCUUCCACCUGCCAGUCACUGCGACCAUCCUUCCUAAGAGGUUGUAUGACAUUUGGCUCAAGGACCGCACCAGUGCGCACAAAAAGAAAAGCUCCAGGGUUCUUGAGCCCUCCCCCAGUCUGCCAGAUGGUCAGGGAGUCACACUCAGACGACCCAAUACCCUCCUGACCAGUUCUGCUGCAAAACCAGGAAAUCUGAAUCGCACAACAAGUCAAUGAGGAAUACACAAAAACCACUACACAAUCAAAUAGUUUGAAUGGAUUUUGUUGGGGUUUUCUUUAAAAUAAAA